UACAAAAAUUUUAAAAAACAACAACAAGCUGAGGAAAAUAAAAGCAAACCCAAUACCGAACACGAACCCCAUAGAAGAUGAGCAUAUUUAGGCAUCAUCGGAAGCGCAUGGAGCUGCUCUUGAUGCUACUGAUCGGCCUGGCUUGGGGGAUCCUAUUGUCCGAGCUCUUGCAGCGGGCUCGCUGGCAGUUCGACGAAGAAGACCAGCCAUACCAAAGCAGCAAUUACCCGCCAAGCAGCUACAUGUGGAGCACUUCGGAUCCAUCGUACCAACUGACAACCAUGCCCAACAACCUGACCACAGACAGGGGAGAUCUGGCUGAGCGGCUCUUCAAGGAGACCCGCGUGCUGUGCAUGGUGCUGACCAGUCCGAAGACCCACCGGACCCGGGCAAUUCACAUCAAGCGCACCUGGGGCUCGCGCUGCAACGAGUUGAUCUUCGUGAGCACCAAGUCGGACAAGGAGCUGGGCACGGUGGCGCUCAAGGUGAAGGAAGGAUAUAGCAACCUCUGGGGGAAAACGCGAGCUGGUCUGCAGUAUGUGUACACGCAUUUUCAGAACUACGAUUGGUUCCUCAAGGCGGACGAUGACACUUAUGUGGUGAUGGAGAACCUGCGCUCCUUUCUGUACGCGUUCACGCCAAAGGCGCCUGUUUACUUUGGCAGCAAGUUUAGGGUGCAUGUGAAGCAGGGCUAUAUGUCGGGAGGAGCUGGCUAUGUGCUCAGCAAGGAGGCCCUGCUUCGGUUUAUGGAACACGGCUUUAGCAACAGCAGUAUCUGCAGCAAUCGCAGCAUCGGCUUCGAGGAUGUGGAGCUCGGACGCUGCAUGCAGGCAGUGGGCGUUGCGGCAGGGGACUCCCGUGAUGAGCAUGGCCUGGCCCGCUUUAUGCCCUUCUCGCCGCUGCACUGGUUCUCGGACUCGCCGAACUGGUACAGACCCUACCGCUUCUACACCUCGUCAAAUCAGAGCACAAACGAUUGCUGCUCGAACUCGGCCAUCUCCUUCCACUACAGCAAUGCCAAGGACUUCUACGUGCUCGACUAUGUCAUCUACAAGUUAAGAGCCUUCGGCGUAAGCAGGCCUCAGGAGCAGCUGCCAAUGAAGCAGCCAUUCCAGGAGGUUAUGGAGUCCUUGCAAAAGUGGCGAACUUCCAAGCCAGAAAAGCUGACGCCAGCAAUUGGGGACCACAAAAAUAAGCAAAAACUAAAGCCAAACGUUAAGACAAAAGCCAUACCAACAUUGAAAGCUAAGCACGAUCCAAAAUCUAAAUCCAAAACUAUACACAGACCUAAGCCCAAAACUACAACCAACACUACACCCAAAACUACACCCAAAACUACACCCAAAACUGCACAAAAAAUAUCACACAAAACCACACACAAAACUACACACAAAACUGCACACAAAACUACACACAAAACAUCAAACAAAACUACACCCAAAACACUACACAAGCCGAAUCCUAAAACCAAAACUAAAAUAACACCCAAACCUAAAGUCGAAACUGAGGGCUAA
Molecule: messenger RNA, 1514 nt
Organism: Drosophila persimilis
Lineage: Eukaryota; Metazoa; Arthropoda; Insecta; Diptera; Drosophilidae
Product: glycoprotein-N-acetylgalactosamine 3-beta-galactosyltransferase 1
Exons: 4
Coding region: 78-1514 (478 amino acids)
Cellular component (GO): membrane
Molecular function (GO): N-acetylgalactosaminide beta-1,3-galactosyltransferase activity
Source: RefSeq, a predicted model, not a curated record